AUGGGGUCUUCCUCUUCAAAGCCAGUAGUCCACCCUCCAUGCUCCUUGGACUCUUACUUGGGAGAUUUGUGCCAUCAAGGCGGUCAAGCAGGAUUGAUCAACGGCGUUCCUAUUGGCACAGGCACAGCACCCACUGUCACUGCCACAGCUAGCAAUGCAAGCCCUCAAAUCUCGAGCGCCCUUCUCAGAACAUCGGCGGGAGACGUAAAUCUUCCACAAGCAGUGUACGUUCGUAGCUACUUGAACACACAUAGCCAUAUCCAUCCCAGCAAGAUCGCAAACCCACAUACAGACGCACAUGACGAUAUCGUCGAGUCACUGAGUCUCGGACCCACCGACCCCGGCACAGCUACAGUCCUACCUGAUGCUAUCGAGACAGCUCAGUCAAAGGAAGAAAGAGAAGAGAUGGCUCAGAUGGCGUCGUAUUCUACAAUAUCUGAUUUGUGGUUGGCGGACGAUCAGGUAAGCAACCACGUUGAUUCAAUCAUCGAACCACAAGUCAAACCUGCUGGUCCUGUCAUCGUCCCACCCUUAGCCAACUCCGCCUCUACUCGAUCAAUUCCUGUGUCAGCUUGGGUCAAGAAAGUAUCAGAUAGUGCAUCGUUAGCCUACCGACAUCUGGUUGUUCCUCAAAUCAAGCCUGGUCCUGUUACAACAACCUCGCCAGGCGUUCCACAUUCAGGCUCCAGCCCCUCGGUCACUGUCCCACCGUGGAUGGGAAUAGCUUCUCUUGGGGCCGCCAUUGUCUACGUUUAUCAUUCUGCCUUCUGA
Molecule: messenger RNA, 771 nt
Organism: Lithohypha guttulata
Lineage: Eukaryota; Fungi; Ascomycota; Eurotiomycetes; Chaetothyriales; Trichomeriaceae
Exons: 1
Coding region: 1-771 (256 amino acids)
Source: RefSeq, a predicted model, not a curated record